UGAGUGUCAAUUAAUGUAUGUUGGUUUCCUUUUCAUAACAGAAGCUCUUUGUAUCUGAAAGGAAUACCCUUUAAAUAUAAAGGUGUCCAUACAUCCUUCCAGUGUAUAACGUCAGAAAUGCCUGAUCAAUUUUCUUCCCCGAAUAACGGAAGUGUUACAGUGUAUAUUUACGAACCCGAGCUCAAUUAUCUAAAAUGGCUCGUUCUUCAGAAACGUAAGAUUGAAACGGGCGGUGAUCUGUUUGGCUUGUGGCAAGAUGAAGGCACGGCAGUUGUACAGCUUAUCUUAGGUCCAGGAAAAGGCUGCAGCCGGACUACUACAUCGUUUCAUCAAGACGUGGCUUAUUUAGAAGAAGUUGGAGGUUAGUUUUUGUUUCAAUGUAUACGUUAAACACCGAGAAGGGGGCCGAAGUCCUCCGAGGGAUUUAUCUGGCUUAAAGCCUCCGUUCGAGGGUUUGAUUCAUUGGUCAACAUUUUAUUCUAGGCUGUUUUCUUUGCAGCUUAUUUGACGUCCUCACAAGGUUUAUGCAAUAUUGGAGAAUGGCAUUCACACCACACAUUGGGUUUGGCAGAGCCAAGUUAUGGAGACCAACAAACUGUGUGGAAUCAUAUUUCUACUGUGGCUGGUGGACGAUUCCUGGUUUUUAUCGCAAAUAUCAGAGGUACUGCAUCUUAACAGAUUGUGCACGUCUUUUGGCCUGGGGGUACAGAGAACUUAAGAACUGUGAAAAUAUACAUUUUCUCUGAGGAUUGCUCUGAAAUCGUUGAAACACUGUGCCAUAGCAGGAACAAGCCAAGUUUCAAUUAAUCGUGGAAACAUCCCACGCACUAAAAUGUGGUUUUGAAAUUUCCCCCAGUUGUCACUCGACGUCGAUGCCACGCAGGCGUCUUUAUGUGGACAGUGUACGGUUUUACUACGAAUAUAUAUAGACUACAAGGUAUUACAUUCCGGCCAUAAAGAUGGUUCUGAAAUAAAGUUAGGUCAUAUAACCUAGUCCUAUCUUCUAUGUAAUAUUUCAAAUCCGACUAUGAGGACUGGACUCUUAGAGUCUUCACAUCCCCGCAAUUUCAUCAAGUCCGAGACGAAGCCGAGGACUGAAUCGAAAUGCGAGGACUUGAAAUCUAGUCCAGUCCGACUUGGAGGAUUUGAAAUGACAUCUCAUACGAAUAAAUCACUUCUUAAAGUAAGGUGAUAAUUUGAUGCAGUCCAAUGACUGAAUACAUAAUACUGGAUACCUAUAUUAUAUUGAUCCAGUCCUAGGACUGGAUCAAUAUAGGUAUCAUGCAGUAUUAUCAUAUGAGGAAAAUAAAGCAAUAUGGUUGGCUAAUUUACUCAUGAAUUAUUAGUGAUUUGAAAUGAAAAUUUUGAAACCUUACGAUAACCACACAUUUAAAAUACAUUGUCAUCAAUCUACGAUAUUUAACAAUUUUGUUCUAUACAUCCAGGUACACCAGCAAAGGUCAACAUUGGCUGCUUCCUUUUCAAUUUAAGUGAACAAAAAAUUACAAAAGGCAAUAUUAAAUGUCUACCAUGCGCAAACCCUGUUCGCUUAACAGUGGAGAACGCGUACCUAACCUCAAAGGCAGAAGCUGGACAAGACUGGACAACGUUUACGAAAGACGAACAGUCAGUGAAGAUCGAAAACUCAGUCGUGCCAAAUGAAGCUAGCAGUGAGCUGCGUAACAGAAGGGACGAGUCAGCCACGAACGACGAGAGCUUCUGCGAAGAAAGUUACAACGAUAAAGACACUUUACUUCCCAAAGAAAGCUCUGAAGAGGAGGAAUUGAGCAUGCGUGAGAAAUUGGUUAAAAGAUUGCGUCAAAUGUUCACAAAUGCAAUGGCCUUUUUGCGUCGUUGUUGUCGCUGUUGUUGUCGCUGUUGUUGUCGCUGUUGUUGUCGCUGUUGUUGUCGCUGUUGUUUUCGCUGUUGUAAUUGUUGUUGCAAAGAUGAAGCAAAUGGACAUGUCCCAGAUACUAGCAGGGAGUAGCUAAAAUGCAAUGCUAUCAUUCAUUCAUGUAUUCAAUUUAUUACAAUAGUUGAAUGUCCAAUGUAAUUACAAUAUCUAAAUCGUACAAUAUUGAAAUAUAGUAGCACGAACUUCAUGUACAAUUAUAUAUUUAUGUAUAAAUAUAAUGGAAAUGGUUAUAUUUAUAAUUGUCAUAUACUAUAGUUACAGUUGACAUUCCGGUGUAUUAAUGAAAAUAUUCGAAUUGCCCAACAUAUAAUCACACAGACUGCAUACAACGCAAUAGAUUCUCUGUAUUAAUUAAUUAAUGUUCUUUGCUAUUCUUAGGCUAUUUGCUUAUUAAAACAUGUAUUCACGUUAUUGCAAUGGUUAUAAGUAUUCAUAAAAAAAUACAUGCCGGAAUAUGUUGGUUUAUGGGUAUAAAUAGCCCUUAAUAUAUAGCUAUACGUCAUAUUCCCAGGUCACUGAGACUAACACAAUCACAGUACUGAGUACACCAGUGCACUCAUUGACAAUACGAGUCUUUGCUUAGAACAUCGGAUGACGCGAAUCAAGACUGACACAUAGAAGACAAGAUUGACACACAGAAGACAAGAUGUUUCAUGUAUACUGUAUAUAUGCUAUAGAUACAAUUGUAAACGUUUGAUGAAAUUGUUCUAUGUACCUAAUAAUUAAUAUUCUUCAUCUUUGUUAAAGAUAAACUUAGCGAGAAAUUUAUCUUCUUUAGUUUUAAAAUAUACUAGGUAUGGAUGGUUUUGAUCGAGUCUGAACCUCAUCAACCAUGCAUUGGGAAUUUACUUUAUUAUACGAGUUGAAACCACCGUCGGAAUGUUGAUCUUAAAACGUCCUCAACUUCUCGGGCAGUUGGUCUUUGUUUCGGAUUGUAUUUCAACAUUCGUUCAAUUAGUCUUCUUCUCCAUCGUUGGAAUGGCACCUUCAAAUCCGUUCCUUUCUCAUGCAUCUGAAUACCAAUUGGUUCUCUCUGUUGAUUACUGGUCUGAAUAAAUACUCCAUAACACCUUUCCCCAUCGUAGACUUUAAACUGGCCUUCGAGAAUAGCAUGAAAUAGAAUCCCCAUUGAGAAUACAUCGACCAUAUAGGUGUGGUGGUCUUCGAGCAUUUCUGGAGCAACGUAGCACAAUGCCCCAACACCUUGGCUGAGGUAGUAUAAUUGCCAGGUCUGACCUUUGAAUUGAAACGAAUUUA
Molecule: messenger RNA, 3172 nt
Organism: Paramuricea clavata
Lineage: Eukaryota; Metazoa; Cnidaria; Anthozoa; Malacalcyonacea; Plexauridae
Source: the annotation of a GenBank genome assembly